ACGCCGCGCCUGCCUCGCGGCCCGGGGCGGGGGGGACCCCGAGAAGGGAGAGGCCGGGCCGCGGAUGCCGGCUCGCAGGAAGAUAGGGCGGGGGUGGUGAAUACUUAUUCUGCUAAGAAGCAGUAAAGUACUUCGUGAGUAAAAAGCAUGCCUCCCAAGUUCAAGCGCCACCUAAAUGACGAUGACGUCACUGGCUCUGUGAAAAGUGAAAGGAGAAAUCUUUUGGAAGAUGAUUCAGAUGAAGAAGAGGACUUUUUUCUAAGAGGACCAUCUGGACCAAGAUUUGGACCUAGAAAUGAUAAAAUUAAGCAUGUUCAGAAUCAGGUGGAUGAAGUUAUUGAUGUCAUGCAAGAGAAUAUUACAAAGGUAAUUGAGAGAGGGGAGAGACUAGAUGAACUACAAGACAAAUCAGAAAGCUUAUCGGAUAAUGCAACUGCUUUUAGCAAUAGAUCCAAACAACUUCGAAGGCAAAUGUGGUGGCGUGGAUGCCAAAUAAAAGCUGUCAUGGCUUUGGCUGCUGGUAUCCUCUUGCUAGUGAUUAUCAUUCUUAUAGUUAUGAAAUACCGUACUUGAUUUGAUGACAGAGAUCUUCAUUAAACAAGAUCUGGGACAAUAAAAGAUGGCUGCAUAAUUUAAAUGAAAUCUAUGUAUAUAACUUUUAAAACUUCUUUUUCAAGAAACUAAGAGGCAAGUAUCACUUCAAAUUGGAGCACUGAGAAUGUCCAAUUAUCUUCUUCCUUUCUAAUAAAAUAUGCUUUUAAUAAUUAUGUUUAGGGCGAAGAUAACCAGCCUCUAUUUUGCCAUAUUCCAAGGAUCUGAUUUGAAACUCUAUACUUGCCAGUUCAUUGUUUGUGUAUAUAGUUAAACACUGAUGAUGAUAUUUGAGACUUGUAUUUGAUAUUUGAGGACUUGCAUUGUUGCAUUAAGUUGUGGGUCGGGCUGGGGGUCAGGAAGCCUAUGUGGAGCACCAGAUCAUCAUGCGGAAAGAGAUGCAUAACCAUUCUGUUAAUAUUUGCAAAAGUAUCAUUUCUUUCAUAUUGCAGUUGUUUUGCAAGCAGUUUCCACAUGUUUAUGGUGUAGCUAAAUGUUGUAAAUGUUGCUGCCUUCAACUGUAACUAAAAACAUUCCAGUAAACCUAUUUUUGACUGUAUAA
This is a messenger RNA of Carlito syrichta (Philippine tarsier), 1153 nucleotides long. RefSeq names its product vesicle associated membrane protein 4 (gene VAMP4). Bases 148 to 573 code for a protein of 141 amino acids. The record is from RefSeq and is a predicted model, not a curated record. Gene Ontology annotation, biological process: Golgi ribbon formation; vesicle-mediated transport. The transcript has 8 exons. NCBI's taxonomy places the organism in Eukaryota, Metazoa, Chordata, Mammalia, Primates, Tarsiidae. Gene Ontology annotation, cellular component: membrane.